Klebsormidium nitens is the source of this 2186-nucleotide messenger RNA. The record is from the annotation of a GenBank genome assembly. Lineage: Eukaryota; Viridiplantae; Streptophyta; Klebsormidiophyceae; Klebsormidiales; Klebsormidiaceae.
UGAUCGACGUCACGGUGCUGCCCAUCAUCUGUACGUUCGUCCUCUUCGCGUCCCCGUUCCGGCCCUGGCGUUCUAGCUUCGCGUACCACUGGCGGUCUGGUGGCGUUCCGGCGGCGGCGAGCAUUCCGGCGGCGGGCGUUCCGGCGGCGGCGUCCCGGCGGAUUGGCGCGGAUUGUGGGGAAGGAACUUGCUGCAACGAUGUGGAGUUCUCGGGAAUUCCAGGAUAUUGUGGAACCCCCUGCGGCACCGAGUGCUGCGCUGCUUCUCUGAACUUCGCAUGCAGCGGCAAUGCAGCUACAUGUGGAGCAGGGUCAGCCGGCACAGAAGAUCCCCACUUUCAGCUCACCGGGCUUCCAGAUGACCAAGAGUUCACAUGGGACUUUCAUGGCAAAGGCAACGAAAGCUACUGCAUGGUUUCAGAUACCUUCUUAGGCAUGAACGUCCAUAUGUUCGGUAUGCCAACUGACGUCUCCAUUCUUGAGCAAAGGGCAGAAGCUGACAACGACUUCUUUGAAGGCACCUGGAUGGAUGCAAUCGGGGUCAUGUAUUUCGACGAGCACGGAGAGAAGCAGAGCCUGGAGAUCCUGCUCAAUCACACGCAAGCCCGCGCAUCUCAGGGAGACCCUUACAUCAUCCGUUUCCUUGCCAAUGAUGCUGCAAUGGACCCGUUUAGUGAGGGUGAAGUCACUUGGACAAGUGCUGACAAGAGCAUCACCGCAACUCGUCUUUCCAACCACUUUCUCUCAAUUUCCAUCCCCGGUCUCCUUUCUUUGGAGGUCAAGGUGGAAAAAGAGACGGAGCUCAUCACCGAGCCUCCAAUAUACUUCCUCAACUUUGAGAUCAAGACAAUUGCCACGACUCCCAAAGUUCAUGGAUUUCUGGGGCAGAUGUAUGCGCCGGGGGCUGUAGAGAAGCGCCUGAACAUGGGUACUCUCGACGGCUUCCAUCACCGCGAGUACGUGGAAGGAUCUGACGAGGAUUACCUGACGUCUAACCUAAGCGGGACUGAUUGCUCCUUCAACCGCUUUGGGAUGGGCGUCAACAACGCGACGAAGAGCGAUAUUGCGCUGAGCGCCUUCCUGUCCACCUCCCAGAGCUCCGGGACUCCGGGUCGGCGACUCCUCCAAGCUACAACUACUCGGGAGUCGCGCGGCCUUCUCCAAGCCAUGACCGGGGAAUCGCAGUGCGAGUGCUUUUACACCUGCGACGGGUCCACCCCGUGCUCCGAGACGUGCUGCAACGGAGUGUGCACUGACGUCAACACCGACCCGAACAACUGCGGUGACACGUGUACGACAUGCAGCUUCGACAACGCGGCUGCAUUCUGCCUGGAUGGCGUCUGCACUUUAGGCGCGUGCAAUGAAGGCUACUAUGAUUGCAACGGGGACUCCUCGGACGGCUGCGAGACGGAUGUGUUCAACGACCCCGGUCACUGCGGCAGCUGCUUCAAUGGAGACUGCAGUAAUUUCAUCAUGCACGCGAUGCCAACGUGCUCCAACGCUUUCUGUGACUACUCCGGCAAUUGUGACUCCGGCUACGGAGAUUGUGACGGGAGUCGGGGUAACGGGUGCGAGAUGUACCUGGAUGGGAGUAUCAACAACUGUGGCACCUGCGGUACUGUUUGCAACAGCAAUAACGGCCUACCAUCGUGCGUCGUAGGGAGUUGUACCAUUGAGUGUGACGAGGGCAUCUAUGGCAACUGCGACAACGACGUCACAAACGGUUGCGAGACCUUCCUGUUUUUCGGUGACCCGACCAAUUGUGGCGGCUGCGGAGUCCAUUGCGAGCCAGAGACACCGCAAUGUGUCUUUGGAAUAUGCCAGGCACCAUUCGACUAGGUUGUAUCGGACCUAGACGUAGCGUGUGGCUUCAGACUGGUAGGUGGGCUGCGCCCCACCUGCGCGCUGUGAUAGGUUCUGCGGUGUUUAAAGUUGUGCCUAUUGAAUGUGCUGUAGCAAAGUUGCUGGAUCUGGACGGUCGGACCGAAUUAGCUAAGCCGGCUUCUCGUGAAAAAGUGAAAGUUGGACUGAAACGAACUAAAAGUGACCGUUGGCAACAAAUAAACAUUCAACAUGGCAAUGAAUCUGGUCCGACGUAGUUUGUAACGUCUAAAUUGCAAGUUUGCACACGUUUGAACUGAAUACAAACUUGCUCCAUCAAUGUUUACACAACGGUCAUGCUCGGAC